AUGAAAGGUAACAUUUCUGAUGACGACAAUGAUGAUCUGGAUUUCUUGGGGAAUUACAAAUGCUAUAAAUUACUUAGUAAAGAAAACGCACAAGCCAUCAUGUCAGAAUUGGCUCACCAAGAGCUAAUUCAACGCCAAAGAUACAUUGCACAGGCCUGGCUACAACCGCUAACUUCUCUGAAAAACAAGCAAGUAUUCAAAACACCUGAAGAUAUUGAAUCACUCUGCGAAGCGAGGCGCCCCACAACUAAAAAAGUGAUAAAGGCACUGCAGGCAACCCCCUCAAAUGAAGCAGAACGUCAGAGUCUCCAAUUCCUUAAGAAAUUCAUCCGAUCCUUAGAUGUGAAAUCACUGGAAGCCUUUUUGAAAUUCACAACUGGCAGUUUCACAAUGAUGGGCGAGGUGGGACUUAGCAUUUCGUUCACAACUCUGGAAGGAUUUGCUCGAAGACCAAUAGCUCAUACAUGUGGGCCAUCGCUGGAGCUCCCAUGUACCUACCAGUCAUACCCAGAACUGGUGGAGGAGUUCACAGCUAUUUUACGUGAACAGGAAGCUUGGGGAUUCAACAUUGUAUAGAUCUAUUAUGUUACAGCUCACACUGUUURUAUUAAAAUAUAUUGUAAGCUAGGAUACUAGAUAGAGCAAAUUCAA
This is a messenger RNA of Exaiptasia diaphana, 651 nucleotides long. RefSeq lists its product as uncharacterized. NCBI's taxonomy places the organism in Eukaryota, Metazoa, Cnidaria, Anthozoa, Actiniaria, Aiptasiidae. Gene Ontology annotation, molecular function: ubiquitin-protein transferase activity. The transcript has a single exon. Bases 1 to 576 code for a protein of 191 amino acids. The record is from RefSeq and is a predicted model, not a curated record.